Triticum dicoccoides is the source of this 899-nucleotide messenger RNA. RefSeq lists its product as uncharacterized. Lineage: Eukaryota; Viridiplantae; Streptophyta; Magnoliopsida; Poales; Poaceae. The transcript has 2 exons. The record is from RefSeq and is a predicted model, not a curated record. Bases 71 to 394 code for a protein of 107 amino acids.
UCACCUUCCCGCCCGUGCCCGAGCAGAACACCGGAACAGAGCGAGCGAACACAAGCUAAUUAAGCGACCCAUGGCCCAGGGAAGCGAUGCCGCCGCGUGCCGCUGCAGUCUGCCCCUGCUGCCACUGCCACCGCGGCGCCUCCUCCUCGUCGUCCUCGUCGCCAUGCUCACCGUGGUUUUGGUGGCGCCGCCGUCGGCGAGGGCGGCGUGGGUGGAGGACUACCCGUCGGGGGUGCCGUGCGGGGCGACGAUCCCGGUGGAGCAGUGCGACCCGGGGGACGCGGCGGCCAACAGCGCCUGCAUGGACGUGUGCCACUACGGCGGGUGCCGCCGCGGCGGCCGCUGCGUGUCGCUCGGCUUCGCCAGGGGACGCGGCUGCCAUUGCAGGUGCUAGCCUGCCGCGCGGCAGCUUCCAUGUUCUUGCACUUCGCCAGCGGUUCUUCCCGGCCUUUUUUCCCCUCUGUGUGUGUUUGAGUGGUACGAUCUGUGCAAUAUUGCGUUGGGUGUUUUCACCUGCGCAGUCGGUGGCUUUUGUUUGCUCCUGCGUUUUUCUGCAUGCACAGAUUAAGGCCGCGUUUGGAUUCCCUCCGCUCCGCGGCUCCGCGCCGGAGCAGAGCGGCAAUCCAGUUAGGGAGCGUUCGGAAUCCCUCCACUCCCGAGUCAGCUCGCGGAGCCGGCGGAGCUGCAGGCUGAAAAGGUGAAGCUGAGAUAUACGCGCUCCGCAGAUCUGCGGAGCUGGCGGAAGGCCGAACAGGCCCUUAAUUUACACCAUAAUUUAAGGAGUUGGUUAAACCCCACUCUGCACGCUUCGCUCCGCGAGGACUGUCGAACGCGGCCUAAGGCCAAAAGCCGUCUCUCAAAUUAGAGUCACUGUCCGUCUAAAACGGAAUUUAAGCAAA